Messenger RNA from Esox lucius (northern pike), 2773 nucleotides. It is a transcript of the gene nup58, whose product is annotated as nucleoporin 58. Bases 349 to 2133 code for a protein of 594 amino acids. Gene Ontology annotation, biological process: nucleocytoplasmic transport. The record is from RefSeq and is a predicted model, not a curated record. Gene Ontology annotation, molecular function: structural constituent of nuclear pore. NCBI's taxonomy places the organism in Eukaryota, Metazoa, Chordata, Actinopteri, Esociformes, Esocidae. The transcript is spliced from 14 exons. Gene Ontology annotation, cellular component: nuclear pore.
CUUACCGGAAAAUGUACCUUGAUGGUAGCUGAAGCGCGUAAACGAAAAUAACCUAUUGAGAAGGAAAUAUAAAACAUGUCACUGCUUGUUUGCUUUGCAUGUACAUUACGUUUCAUAACGCUUUAGCACACUAGAGGUGAAGGUUCUUACGCGUGUUUAGUUGCCAAAUAGUGUUUUUGUUUACCAUGGUUUUUUAGCACUUGUGCGAGGCAGACAGGACUGGGCCUCCACGCGGGUGAUCGCAUCUUUCAAAGUUAGCUACCUAGCUGGUUGCUAGCGGAUAGCUGGCAAACAUCGGCUAGGUACAGUUCGAUUAGAUUAUAGUUUUUUACCUGUUGAUAAACGAAUAUGUCAGGUUUUAAUUUCGGAUCCGGGACCCUUGGAUCAACGAACACUGGCGGAGGGUUUUCAUUUGGAGGUGCUGCGAGUACUCCGGCAGCAGCUGGUACAGGCGGGUUUACUCUUGGUGGGGCUUUAGGGGCCACAGCCCCGACCCCUGCCUCAACCACCACCACCACUUCCCUUGGUCUAGGGGGGUCUCUGUUCGCACAGAAACCUUCUGGCGGUGGGUUCUCCUUCAACACUCCUGCCUCAGGUGUCCCAGCAGCCUCUACCGCGUCCACCACAGGCUUCAGCAUGGCCUUCAACAAACCCUCUGCCUCUGCUCAGCCGUUCUCCCUCACCGCUGCCUCCUCAGCCCCAGCGGGGACGGGACUGACGCUGGGCUCCGUCCUCACCUCCACCGCUCCACAGCAAGGUUCCACGGGUUUGUCCCUCAACCUGGGGGCGGGCACGGCCGUGAGCACGGGACUUUCGCUGGGUUCCAGCAUGUUCUCAAGCAUGGCACCUACCGGUCUGGGCCAGUCCACUCUUGGAGGACUGGGGUUUGCGUUAGGUUUGGGUCAGACCGGUCUCGGGUCGGGGGGCUUAACGUUAGGUUCCCUGGUCUCUACGUCUACAGCGGUCUCAGCCACGCCUAGCCUCGGACUGGGUGGAGUUGACUUCAGCACCUCCUCUGAGAAGAAGAGCGACAAAUCGUCGGGGGCCAGCCCUCAGGACAGUAAAGCCCUGAAAGAUGAGAACUUGCCACCAGUCAUCUGUCAGGAUGUAGACAGUUUCCAGAAGUUUGUGAAGGAGCAGAAGCAGGUUCACGAGGAGAUCAGCAGGAUGUCGUCUAAAGCCAUGCUGAAGGUUCAGGACGACAUCAAGAGUCUCAAACAGCUGCUGUCAGUCAGCGCCUCGGGACUACAGAGAAAUGCCCUGGCUAUAGACAAACUGAAGAUGGAGACGGCACAGGAGUUGAAGAAUGCCGACAUUGCUCUGCGGACACAGAAGACCCCCCCUGGGCUACAACAUGAAAACACAGCUCCCUAUGAUUAUUUCCGGUGUUUAGUGGAGCAGUUUGAGGUCCAGCUGCAGCAGUACAGACAGCAAAUAGAGGAACUGGAGAAUCAUCUCACUACUCAGGGCAAUGGCUCCCACAUCACACCACAGGAUUUGUCCCUGGCUAUGCAGAAGUUGUACCAAACAUUUGUCGCUCUGGCUGCUCAGCUCCAGUCGGUACACGAGAAUGUCAAGAUCCUGAAGCAGCAGUACCUGGGAUAUCGCCGGGCAUUCCUGGAGGACUCCACCGACGUCUUCGAGUCCAAGCGGGUGGCCAGUAAGAAGUGGCAGAGCAACCCUCGGGUCACCACCGGCCCCGCCCCCUUCGGCAGUGUCCCCAACGCGGCAGCGGUCGCCAUGGCAGCCACGCUGAGCCAACAGCAGCAGCCCGGCCCAGGGAGCCAGGCAUCCCUGGGAUCUGGCCUGGGAAACCCCUUUGCCUCAGGAGUGGGCUCUAGCUUGGGCUCAUCAGGCCUCGGAGCGUUUGGUGGGGGUCCAGGUUUCGGGGGGGUGGCAACAGGGGGCUCCACUUUUGGUUUCUCUUCUGCCAGCAAGCCCUCGGGAGGGAGCCUGAGCGCAGGUUUUGGUAGCAGCAGCAGUUCGGGGUUUAACUUCAGCAACCCUGGCCUCAACGCAUCUGCAGGCCUGACGUUUGGCGUGUCCAACCCGCCCACUACGGGGUUCGGUACAGGAGGCCCCCUGCUACAGCUCAAGAAGCCCCCAGUUGGGAACAAGAGGGGCAAGAGAUAGAGCCCUGGAGAGACGAAGGGCAAAGGGAACCACAGGCUUACGUUUGGGAUAUGUGGAGCAUAAACUGAUCCUGGAUCUGACAUGUAGAACUGUUGAAGGCUUGUCAAAUGGGUCACAGUUCAUCUUUGAUGUGCUUGGGUAGGGUCUGAUUAUACUAGAUCUGUGCCCUGAGGGUGAUAUGUAGGGCUGUCUGGAGGGGUGGUCACGUGGGGUAGUCUGUCACAGAUCUAUAUUUUUAUAUCUGAUUUGGGGGAGGGGGGGGGGGGUUUGAGGUAAGAUCAGGAUGAGUGACAAUGGCCGUGGUGAUAACUAGCAGGAAGAAAUACAGCACAUUUGGAUACGUUUCAUAACCUGUUUUUUUUUUUGUUUUUUUAAACGUCCUCCUUAUUGUUUGAUCAUGAUUGUUUUUGGUAUAUUUGUUAAUACUCUGUCGUGUGUCUGUGUGUUAGUCAAUAGACCGUAGUCUUGUUAUAGGGCGAGUGGAUGACGAUCAUAUUGCUGUCUGUGCUUUUCAGUUGUCUGUUCGGAUUUUCUAUUGCCAAAUAGUGACAUCACCAUGUUUUAUAUUCAUCUAAGUUGAUAAGUCGAAACCUGUAUUUUCAAACAGCAGUUUAAUAAUAAAAGUCCUGAUGUUGCUUAU